Messenger RNA from Cantharellus anzutake, 2538 nucleotides. RefSeq names its product Fungalysin metallopeptidase-domain-containing protein. Gene Ontology annotation, molecular function: metalloendopeptidase activity; zinc ion binding. The record is from RefSeq and is a predicted model, not a curated record. The transcript has 10 exons. Bases 1 to 2538 code for a protein of 845 amino acids. NCBI's taxonomy places the organism in Eukaryota, Fungi, Basidiomycota, Agaricomycetes, Cantharellales, Hydnaceae.
AUGAAUUCUUCCAAAACACGCCCACGUGAUGAGUAUGGCGUACUUUAUCAAUGCGAAUCGCACUUGCGUGUUCCCCGUCUCCUUCCGGUGUUUAGGGGCAUGAAGUCUCUCGUAGGUAUCUCACUGGCCCUUGCAGCCACAGCUCUAGCCCAUCAGCCAUCAAGUCGUAAAUCCUUGGGCUUUGGGCCAAAGAAUCCCCUCGUUAAGUUUGUCACGAAUCCCGCCCGCGUCCCAAGCUUCGUCCCCUUGACGACCCCGAGGGAUGUAGCGGUUAAUUUCCUCACCUCUAUCCAGGCUGCCCGUCCUGGCAGUCCCAAUGUCGAGGGCUUGGACUAUGUUAUUCGAGAUGAUUCGUACACGGAUGAACGAACAGGGGUUUCCCAUAUCUAUGUUCGCCAACUGUGGAACGGUGUUGAAGUGGCUGAUGGAAAUAUAAAUCUCAAUAUUAUGGAUGGCGAGGUCAUUUCGUACAGCGACUCGUUUUUCCGCGGGAAAACUUCUGAGGACUUCUACAACCGGGAGCCUGCUGAGGAUUUUCACGCCGUCUUCUGUGCUCAUAACUCGGGAUCCGUUGAAGAGCCGAACUGGAACGAACAGCUCGUUAUUGGUCACGACACCUUGUCUUCCAAGUCGGGACAUGUCAACUGCAACACGAUUUCCACUAUCGACAAGGCUCGUUUGAUGUCGCUCGCCAAGUCGGACUUGUCGCAGGAGGGCUCCAAUGAGCCACAGAAGGCGUUGUUACACUUCAUGAUUGCCGCUCAUCCAUCUCCUGAAUAUGCUGAGUCAUUGCUAAACAAUUUCGAUGAGCUUGUGAAGAAGAUGGACCUUGUUUUCACGUCCCACCUCGUGGGUGCCAGCCACUAUCCUACUGUGGAAGUUAGGAAUGUCCCUGGUGCCGUGAAUCCCGUCAAAGCCAAGCUCGUAUAUGUCCAGUCUCCCAAUUUAGAGGAUACUCAGCUCACCCUGACAUGGAAAUUCGAAAUCGAAAUGCAAGAUAAUUGGUAUGAGGCCUACAUAGAUGUCUCUCACCCUUCGCAUAUCCACACCGUCGUUGACUGGACAUCCGAUGCGCCGAUUCCCGAGCCUAAACCGUCCCUCGUGCCAAAAUACACUGUCUGGCGAUGGGGCAUCAACGACCCAUCUGAAGGUGUUCCUUCGGUUGAAUCUGGCUACGAUAGACUGGCUAGUCCUCUCGGUUGGCACACCUUGCCUCUCGCAAAUGACCCAUCUGAAUCUGCGCUCGGGCAUGAUCCCGGUCAACUGCGUAACACUACCACAACUUGGGGCAACAACGUGAGACUUCCACUAGUGAAUGCUCCUCAAUCUGAGCCAUUUGUUUCGCAGGUUUUCGCUCACGAGAAUUGGGAGGGUGCCAAUAACUGGAUUGAGAACUAUCGGCCUGAUGCCCAAGAUCUCAACUUUGACUACAAGUACGGUACAAAGAAGAAUGAACCCGCCUCAGACCCAAAGGAUUACGUUAACCUCACUGUCACGCAACUCUUCUAUACGGCGAAUAAGGUUCACGAUUUAUUCUACCGUUACGGAUUCGACGAAGUCAGUGGGAAUUUCCAGCAAUAUAACUUUGGAAAGGGGGGAAAGGAGGGUGACGGAGUCAUCGCCAAUGCUCAAGAUGGCAGUGGUUACAAUAAUGCUAAUUUCGCAACUCCUCCAGAUGGGCAACACGGGCGCUGCCGCAUGUACAUUUGGAACACAGCGGUCGUAGGCAUAGUUUUCUUUUUGUCGCCCGAAAAUAGCGUGACUGAGAAAGUGUUGAUCUCUCAGCCCUACCGCGAUGGUGAUUUAGAGUCUGGCAUUGUUAUUCACGAGCUUGCGCACGGUUUAUCCACCCGUCUCACUGGCGGUCCUGCUAACAGCGGCUGUCUUGGAUGGGGUGAAAGCGGUGGCAUGGGUGAAGGAUGGGGUGACUUCAUCGCCACUACUGUCCGCAGUACUAGCGCUUACAAGGAUUAUCCUAUGGGUGCUUGGGCUGCAAAUCAGGAGCGGGGCAUUCGGAACUAUCCUUAUUCAACUGAUAUGAGCAUCAAUCCCUCCACCUACAAGACGUUGGACAAGCCUGGUUACUGGGGCGUUCAUGCCAUCGGCGAGGUUUGGGCAGAGAUCCUCUGGGUUAUCGAGCAAGAAUUCAUUAAGAAGCACGGAUUUUCGGACACACUCUUCCCACCCCAGCCUGAUGAGAAUGGCGACAUCCCAGAGGGGGAUUUCUAUCACAAGCAGGAGUACAGGGCCGACGGCACCAAGAAGCCUUUGGUACCCAAGCACGGUAACUCUUUGUUCUUGCAGCUCGUGAUCAAUGCUAUGAAGUUGCAGCCUUGCCGUCCUUCAUUCUUCGACGCUCGUGAUUCUAUCCUCCAGGCUGACCGAAUCCUUACCGGAGGCAAGAACCAGUGUGAGCUUUGGAUUGGAUUCAGUCAGCGUGGAUUGGGUCCUGAUGCAACCAUUAUUGGCUCCACUCCUUGGGGUGGAGGUGUCCGCACUGAUGAUUUCGACGUUCCCCCUGGUGUUUGCAACAAGUAG